Messenger RNA from Equus quagga, 1123 nucleotides. It is a transcript of the gene TACR3, whose product is annotated as tachykinin receptor 3. The coding region runs from base 110 to 1123 and encodes 337 amino acids. Gene Ontology annotation, molecular function: tachykinin receptor activity. The record is from RefSeq and is a predicted model, not a curated record. Gene Ontology annotation, cellular component: sperm midpiece; plasma membrane. The transcript is spliced from 5 exons. Gene Ontology annotation, biological process: positive regulation of flagellated sperm motility; G protein-coupled receptor signaling pathway. NCBI's taxonomy places the organism in Eukaryota, Metazoa, Chordata, Mammalia, Perissodactyla, Equidae.
CAUCCCCUGCGGGCGGGAGUGUCCCUGAGACGGCGAGCGCUGCGCUGCGCGUCCGCUCCCGGGCCGAGGGCAGAGGGGACUCGGGUGACGCCGCCGCAGACCCGCCGCGAUGGCCCUGGUCCCCGUGAACUGGACAGGGGCGGCGGACACCGAGUGGCUGCCGCUGCUGGGUCCGGCCGGCAACCUGUCUGCCACCCCGGCCGCGCGCGGGCUGCCGUCCCCCGCGCCCUCGCAGCCGCGGGCCAACCUCACCAACCAGUUCGUGCAGCCGCCCUGGCGCAUCGCGCUCUGGUCCCUGGCCUACGGCGCCGUGGUGGCCGUGGCGGUCUCGGGGAACCUCGUCGUAAUCUGGAUCGUUCUGGCCCACAAGCGCAUGAGGACCGUCACCAACUACUUCCUCGUGAACCUGGCUUUCUCCGACGCCUCCACGGCCGCCUUCAACACCCUGGUCAACUUCAUCUACGCGCUGCACAGCGAGUGGUACUUCGGCGCCAACUACUGUCGCUUCCAGAACUUCUUUCCCAUCACAGCCGUGUUCGCCAGCAUCUACUCUAUGACGGCCAUCGCGGUGGACAGGUAUAUGGCCAUUAUUGAUCCCUUGAAACCCAGACUGUCAGCCACAGCGACCAAGAUCGUCAUUGGAAGCAUCUGGAUCCUCGCGUUUCUACUUGCCUUCCCUCAGUGUCUUUACUCCAAAACUAAAGUCAUGCCUGGCCGUACCCUUUGCUACGUGCAAUGGCCAGAAGGUCCCAAACAGCACUUCACAAAAAUGUACCAUGUCGUUGUCAUUGUGCUGGUGUACUGCUUCCCACUGCUCGUCAUGGGCAUCACAUACACCAUGGUCGGAAUCACUCUCUGGGGAGGAGAGAUCCCGGGAGACACCUGUGACAAGUACCAUGAGCAGCUGAAAGCCAAAAGGAAGGUUGUAAAAAUGAUGAUAAUUGUCGUGGUGACAUUCGCCGUCUGCUGGCUGCCUUACCACGUCUACUUCAUCCUCACGGCCGUCUACCAGCAGCUGAACCGCUGGAGGUACAUCCAGCAGGUCUACCUGGCCAGCUUCUGGCUGGCCAUGAGCUCCACCAUGUACAACCCCCUCAUCUACUGCUGUCUGAACAAGAGGUAA